AUGAACACCAUCAUCGUGGAGGAACUCGAGGGCGACCUGGCAGCACAACAUUCGGCACAGCUGCUUGCCUUAGCCGCGAGCAGUGCUGAAGGACCACUGACAACUGAACCUGCACAGCUAGAGUUCUGUCCAAUCCAUCCGGAUGCCACGAUAUGCGCAUGCAAUGGCUUCCUCGAGGACUGGGACCUGCAAGAGGCAGACUCAAAGGGUACCGGCAACUACUCUUUCAAGGACGAUGCACCUGGCAGCACAAAGCGUAACGGCAUUCGUUUUCCACGACAGGCUGUGAAGAUUCUCAGAGAUUGGCUAGACGCUCAUGCCGACAAUCCAUACCCGACCGAGGAUGAGAAGAUUGAGCUGGAGAAGCAGACGGAGUUGAAGCCCAGUCAGAUUGCGAACUGGCUUGCCAACGCCCGACGCCGCAGGAAGGCGACAGAGAGAGCGAAGCCGAAGCUCCACAUGUCACCAAGUCUGAGGCCGUCCUCCGCGCCUAUGGACAUACCGCGCUUGCCAGAGAAGCCAUGGGAUGAGCUCAACCCACUUGAAAGAUGGAAGCACUCUCCACCUGAGAACGAACCGGCCACGAUGAGUGAUAUCGCCAAUGCUGUAGCUAACAGCGAGUCCCUUGAGGAAGACGUUUCUGCUUCGCCCUCUACCUUAGGUCGUUCCAGUAAGCGGCGCAAGGGCUCGAGCAACGGUUCAGGAUUCUCCAACCGACGAGCUCCAUCGACGACUUCUCAAGAGACGGGCCAGACUUCAUCCUUGUCCGCAUCAAGCGCGGCAUUUUCCAGCUCUAACGUAUCUUCGCAGUCCACUCAUGGCUCAUUCAGCUCCUUCAGCUCAAGUUUGGCUGGCAAGAAAGACAGGCGUCGUCGUCGACGACCGACAGCGGCAGUGGGUCGCAAGCAGUCGGAUGAUCGAAAAAGGAUCUUUCAAUGCACCUUUUGCACAGACACUUUCAAGUCAAAGUACGACUGGACAAGGCAUGAGAAAUCUUUGCAUCUCUCACUAGAGAAGUGGAUAUGUGCCCCGAGCGGACCUACCGUCACAGACCAAGAGUCAGGCAACAAGCAAUGUGUGUACUGUGGUCUUCACAACCCAUCGAGCGACCACCUCGAGACGCACAAUCAUCGUCAGUGUGAAGACAAGGGCCUAGACGCAAGAACGUUUUAUCGAAAGGACCACCUACGUCAGCAUCUACGACUGAUGCAUAGCUGCGAAAUGACGACUUCGAUGGACAGCUGGAAAUCGAUAGCCAUGAACAUCAACAGCCGCUGCGGGUUCUGUGCCCAACGCUUCACUGUUUGGCAAGAGAGAGUGGAUCACCUGACGGCCCACUUCAAGGCGGGAUCGCGCAUGGCUGACUGGAAAGGAUGCAGAGGAUUGGAUCCAGCUGUAGCUGCUCAAGUCACCAACGCAAUGCCACCAUACCUCAUCGGCAUGGAGUCCGUGAGCCCGAAUCCGUUUUCUGCAACCAACAGAGCAACAUGGCGCCUCGGAGAUAUAAGCAACAAUGGAGAUGCUCACGAUCAUGGGCAGUUCCUUGCUGGUGCAUUGGCCCUGAACGAAGGCGUAGGUUGCGAUCGAACGGCCACCUGCUGGGAGAUCCUCACAGUCAGACUUGGAAAGUACGCCAGAGAGAUGUCGGAGAAAGGCAUUGUGAUGACGGACGAAAUGCUGCAGAACCACGCACGACUGGUGUUGUAUGAUAGUGAAGAUGCCUGGAACCAGACGGCUGCAGACCACCCUGAGUGGCUGGACCUCUUCAAAAAAGCACAUGGAUUGAACUUUAUCCCUUCCGCGGUUGGUGGACGAGGCAGCGAGAUACCCGAAGACCUCGAGACAUACGGCGACCUAGGCCUUCGCAUUCCGUUUGCAGUGCAAUUGCAAGCUUACAACGCCGCACAGUCUAGGGCUCAGGCGAACGAUGCAGCGACUAGACCCGGGCCGUAUCAGCAAGCACGAGACACGCUUCGAAAGAUGCACAUGCUCCUGUCUGAAGCAGGCGUACUAGUUACUGAAGACCAAAGCUGCAAGCACAUAAUAUGCUCUGACAACCUCAUUGAUAUCACCAAGCUCGAGGAGACCUCAUCCCAAGAGCCACAAAUAUGGCGUUGGUGCCAUCAAAGUCUGCUGCCACGCGUGACAGAGGAAUUGAACAACAUCAAUUGUGUUGGCGGCAACAGCAAGACAGCCACUGCGGCUGAGAACCGAGCCAAAGCUAUGCAGACAUUGUGGGACCUCGAAGAUAGGGACCACCAACACAAUGGAUCUUGUUCGGCGAAGUACGAAAAGAAGGAGCCAUGUGGUAACACAAGAGCGGACCCGGAUGUUUUGACUGCACGAUCCCGAGCACGAGGUUUGAAUGUACUGGCAGGCAUGGAGGCUGCGCAGGCGGUCUCGUGCCCAGCGCCGGCCACGAAGACGGCCUCAUACUUGAAGCGUCACAAGUAUGAGCUCCCGGUCGCUCAAGCUCGGCUUUUCGAGACCACGACGAGAGCAUGGGGAGACAGUGGAAGCAUGCCACAGGCGGUGCAUACCUCGCUGCUGAACAUCCCAGAGGCUACGACCACGAGUACUGGUGCCAUGAUGGAAUUUCUAGGUGGUGAUGUUGGUGCCUCCCUGCCGUUCAGCAACGAUGCGCUGACCUCUCAAAUUGAACUGCCUGACUUCUCAAUCGGCGAAAAUGAUUGGGAGCUUCCAGGCGGAGGCGCCAUGACAGAAGCAGAGAUGAUGGAUGUAGUGGACGCUACCACUUUCAACCAAGCUGAUCUCUUGCCGGAUGUUACAGCCAUGGACUUCGACUGGAAUGCCGCCAUGGCUACGACGGCUGCAGAUUUCGGUACGUUGCCAGCGACUGAUGGCAACGAGUUCGCCUUUGACGACUUGACGUUCGAUGGCGUUUUCGAUGUGCCUUUUGAUGAGACGUUUGGACCUGUGGAUACCGAUGGACGUGACUAG
Molecule: messenger RNA, 2961 nt
Organism: Fulvia fulva
Lineage: Eukaryota; Fungi; Ascomycota; Dothideomycetes; Mycosphaerellales; Mycosphaerellaceae
Product: Homeobox protein HD-12
Exons: 3
Coding region: 1-2961 (986 amino acids)
Biological process (GO): regulation of DNA-templated transcription
Molecular function (GO): DNA binding
Source: RefSeq, a predicted model, not a curated record